GCUAAAGACAUUUCACCUGAUCUCUUAAACUCUUCGAUUGACAACAUAAAGUCUCCUAAUGGAAGUUUUCCUGUUUGUGUACAACCUUUUUGUAAUUAGUACACUACUUAGAUCUACAGAGAUAUACACAACAGCACCACCACCAUGUACUAACGUCAUAGACAACUGCUUUAAUUUUGGCAUUUUUGUGUGCCAUGAUAAAAGAUAUCGCGCAUGGGCAGCGAACAACUGUAGACUGUAUUGUGGAUACUGCGGUGAUACUGGAUUUUAUGGAAAAUGUCGUUAUAAAGGGGUCACGUACCAUCAGGGAGAAACAUGGACUGACGGGUGUGAUUACGAUUGUGAGUGUGUAGAUGGACAUACUGGAAGAUAUUCAUGUAAAAAUAGGUAG
Molecule: messenger RNA, 391 nt
Organism: Mytilus trossulus (common blue mussel)
Lineage: Eukaryota; Metazoa; Mollusca; Bivalvia; Mytilida; Mytilidae
Product: CCN family member 4-like
Exons: 4
Coding region: 59-391 (110 amino acids)
Source: RefSeq, a predicted model, not a curated record